Molecule: messenger RNA, 2011 nt
Organism: Styela clava
Lineage: Eukaryota; Metazoa; Chordata; Ascidiacea; Stolidobranchia; Styelidae
Product: dipeptidyl peptidase 2-like
Biological process (GO): proteolysis
Cellular component (GO): vesicle
Molecular function (GO): serine-type exopeptidase activity; dipeptidyl-peptidase activity
Source: RefSeq, a predicted model, not a curated record
UUCUGAUUUUCAUUCUCAUAGGCAGUCGCACAUAUCUGCAGGUGUUACCAUUGUUUGUUUUUGUUGGUUUGUCAGUUCUGUAAUUAGAGAAUUUCUGUUACAAUGGAUAUUUUUUUUUAUUUGUUGGUUCUAUCGGUUCUUGUAGUGAAUUCCCAAGUGAUUCAAUUCACCAAGGACAUAGCUCAGGAUGAAGCUCCCAAAUUCACUGAAAUGUAUUUUGAUCAAUUCGUUGAUCAUUUCAACUUCAAAUCGCAUGGAAGCGCAACAUACAAACAGAGAUUUUUGAUAACAGAACAAUACAUGAAGGAAGGUGGACCAAUAUUCUUUUAUGCUGGAAAUGAAGGACCAAUUGAAGGAUUUCAAAAAGCUUCAGGAUUUUUGACAGAGCAUGCUCCAAAGUUUGGGGCAUUAGUUGUUUUUGCUGAACAUAGAUAUUAUGGAAAAUCGCUUCCUUUAGGAGAGAAGUCUUUUAUGGUUGACAACCUUGGAUUGCUGACUAUUGAACAAGCACUUGCAGAUUAUGCGUACUUAUUAAAAUAUCUCAGAUCAAAAUAUUGCAGUAAGCCUUGUCCUGUCAUUGCUUUUGGAGGAAGCUAUGGCGGUCAACUUGCUGCUUAUCUGAGAUUCAAAUAUCCUGAUUUGAUAGCAGGAUCACUCUCUGCCAGUGCUCCCAUUUAUUGGAUAUCUGGACUUGGAGAUCCACAUGGAUUUUUUAAGUCUGUUACAGAUCAAUUUGCAAAGUCAAGCCAAAUGUGUGUGAAUUUAAUAAAACAGGCAUUUUCAGAAACACAAAAGAUGGCUGAUCAAGGAAAAUAUGCUGAUAUUUCAUCAAGUUUUCACACAUGCAAACAAGUCAAUUCAUCUACAUUAGAUCAUUUAUAUAAAUGGGUCCGAAAUGCAUUUACAUCAAUUGCAAUGGUGAAUUAUCCUUACCCUUCUGAUCUACUGGGUCCAAUGCCUGGUCAUCCUGUAGACGUCGCAUGCUCGAAAAUGACAUCAGCUUCAAAUGUAGUAACAGGUCUGGCCAAUGCUGCUGGUGUGUUUUAUAAUGCUACUGCAGUUACUUGUUAUAAUAUUUUUGAAGAUUUUGUUGAUUGCGCUGAUCCAACAGGUUGUGGUCUGGGAGACACAUCCACUGCUUGGGAUUAUCAGGCUUGCACAGAAAUAAAUCUCCCACAGGGAAGUACUGGAAAAACGGAUAUGUUUCCUCUUCUCCCACUCACUCCUGAAAUGAGAGCUGAAUAUUGUCAAAAGAAAUAUGGAGUAACACCGAGAGUGGAUUGGCUUGAUGUUCAGUUUUGGGGAGCUAAUAUUUCGUCAGCGAGCAACAUAAUUUUUUCAAAUGGGGAUCUUGAUCCUUGGGGACCAGGAGGAGUUCAUACAAGUCCUGCACCUAGUCUUGUUGCUCUCGAAGUUAUAGGGGGUGCACAUCAUCUUGAUCUGAGGAGUUCCAAUCCCAAAGAUCCACAAUCUGUCAUUGAUGUACGUAACCAGGAAGCUAACAUUAUUAUGCAAUGGAUAACUGAUUUUUACGAAAGAUAAGAUGAUGAUGAACUGCCACACAAAACAGAUAUUGAAUUAUUUACUUGAAUCUUUUGUGAUUUUCCACCUUUCCAUAUUAUAUUUAAAUUAAUCAUUUAUACCAGUGUUUCAUCGCACUGUCAAUGUCCAUAUCUAAAUAGCCGGAUCGAUCUCGAUUUCAAAUACCUCAGAUUAAUCUAUUUUGCAGCAAUUUUAUGGUGAAAAUAGCAACAGUGCAGUAAAAAAAUGAUUGUGAUUAUGUGAAAACAAUAAAAAUCCAUUUUUAAGUAAUUACUAAUUUCCCAGCUCGCAUCAAAUAUGAAUUUGUACCCUACAAGCAUCAGUAUAUCCAUUUCAUGUUAAUUAUUUUCCAAUGCUUUUUCUGAAGCUUUAUAAAAUCUUGUGCAUGCUGGUGGAAUAAUUUUUUUUGCAGUCGAAUGUACCUUAUUCUGAUUUUUCAUAAUAAAUGCAAUAAACUAAGUGCAAUUUA